AUGAAAGCUAAAGAGAUGAAGAAAGAGAGAGCCUUAUCAAGACUAGUGAAAUCCCCGGUACGUUUCUUGAUCAUGGCACGUGACGCCUACAUACGUAGCAUGACAUCAUGCUCCGUCGGUUUCAUCACCGGUGGUGGUUCUGGUGGAUUCGGUUUAUCGGCCGGUAACUUUCAAAUCUGCGAAGCACCAAGCACCACUCUCCCUCGUAGCUUCAUACUUAAUACGUCAACGACGACGGGGACACGUGAACGCUGCCGGUUUGUCACACGUGGCGGUGGUGUCGGAGAAAAUAGGGCUGCGAUGAGACGACCGUUGGAUCUCAGGAGAAACUAUAGCUGUAUGGUGAUGGGAAGGAUCGAUGAAGAGAAGGCUUGUGAUGAGUUUGAAGAAGAGGGUUUGCUGGAUUGA
Molecule: messenger RNA, 408 nt
Organism: Brassica napus (rape)
Lineage: Eukaryota; Viridiplantae; Streptophyta; Magnoliopsida; Brassicales; Brassicaceae
Exons: 2
Coding region: 1-408 (135 amino acids)
Source: RefSeq, a predicted model, not a curated record